AUGACGUCUGAAUCUCCGGAUUUGCAAGCCAAUCGACGGCGCAUGGAAGCCGGCGAGCUGUACUAUGCCUUUACACCUGAUCUCUUGGCCGACCGGCGCCGUGCCCAAGCCGCGUGCGAGCGCUUCAAUCGGGCCGGGGAGUGUUCUCGCAGAGAGCUCGCCUUGAUGGUGAAGGAUGGAACUAAAUUCGUCUUCUCCAAUGGCAGUGUUCUGAACGACAAGGCCCCCCUCCCGCCUCCUGCUUCGUCUCUUGAGGAGGACGAGCAACUCCUAGUCAAUGAGCCCUGGAUCGACGGGCCAGUCAAGAUGGACUAUGGAUAUAAUGUCAAACUAGGGAAGAACGUGUACAUCAAUUUCAAUAGCGUAUGGUUGGACACAUGCACCAUCGAGGUUGGGGAUCGCACUUUGAUCGGCCCAAGUUGCUCAUUUUACAGCGCCACGCACCCGCUUGAUCCCAACUUGCGGAAAGGGACCCAGGGACCAGAGUAUGGGAAGCCCGUCAAAAUAGGCCCGGACUGCUGGUUCGGCGGCAACUGUAUUGUUUUGCCGGGUGUCACCAUUGGAAGAGGCGUGACUGUCGGCGCGGGGAGCGUCGUGACCAAGGACGUGCCUGAAUUCGUCGCGGUUGCUGGUAAUCCCGCGCGCGUCAUAAAGGAGGUGCCGACGUCGGGAGAAUAUAGGAUUUCUUGA
This is a messenger RNA of Diaporthe citri, 690 nucleotides long. RefSeq lists its product as uncharacterized. The transcript is spliced from 3 exons. The record is from RefSeq and is a predicted model, not a curated record. Lineage: Eukaryota; Fungi; Ascomycota; Sordariomycetes; Diaporthales; Diaporthaceae. Gene Ontology annotation, molecular function: acetyltransferase activity. Bases 1 to 690 code for a protein of 229 amino acids.